GUGUAAAGAGAUGAAGGCUAUUCCUGGUGCUCUCCUGACUUGCGACCCAGCAGCCAAGCAGCUCAUCCUCUCCAUCGACGAGCGUCUACACUUUGUCAUCGUCGAUCUGGACUCUACUCACUUGCUCGUGAGAAAGGACAUGGUCGAGGUGAUGAGGGUCGAGCUAGAGGCCGAGCUCGAAAAGAACUCCUGGACAAUGGAGCAAUAA
Messenger RNA from Microstroma glucosiphilum, 208 nucleotides. RefSeq lists its product as hypothetical. Gene Ontology annotation, biological process: transcription initiation at RNA polymerase II promoter; transcription by RNA polymerase II; nucleotide-excision repair, preincision complex assembly. The record is from RefSeq and is a predicted model, not a curated record. Bases 11 to 208 code for a protein of 65 amino acids. Gene Ontology annotation, cellular component: transcription factor TFIIH holo complex; transcription factor TFIIH core complex. The transcript has 3 exons. NCBI's taxonomy places the organism in Eukaryota, Fungi, Basidiomycota, Exobasidiomycetes, Microstromatales, Microstromataceae.